GCACAAUUGAAGUCAGCAGUAUCUCAUCAUCUCCAGAUCUUCUUCUUUCAUAAGAUGCAGAAAUGGUAACAGAUGAUUUCAACCGUCGAAAGGUAGACUUGGACUUUUAUUUGCAUCGUGUAUUCCGAAAGACGUCAUUUCGUCCUCUCCAGCGGGAGGUUAUUGCGGCUGCUAUUGAAGGUCACGACGUGUUCCUGCAGGCAUCUACAUCGUUUGGGAAGAGUCUGUGCUUCCAGUUGCCUGCUGUGAUCAGCCAUGGCGUGACCGUUGUUGUGAGUCCUCUCCUGGCGUUGAUGACAGAUCAGGUCAAUGCGCUUCAAGCCAUCGGAGUACCAGUGGCAACCAUCAAUUCUACAACAUCGGUGUCAGAAAGAAAAGUGAUCAGGGAAGAUUUGCUUUCGGGUCACCCUAGAACUCGUCUUCUUUACGUGACUCCGGAACUAUGUCUGACAGAGACCUUCCGACGCAGUCUUCAGAUUAUUCACUCUCAGGGCGAAUUGACCCGGGUUGCCAUCGACGAGGCCCAUUGUAUAAGUCAAUGGGGGCAUGAUUUUCGUACGGCAUAUAAGGAAUUAGCCUGGUUUAAACGUACCCUCAAAAAUCCCACAGUCCCAAUCAGUGCCUUUACGGCGACUGCAACCCCUCGAGUCCGCGAAGACAUUAUUGCAAUACUGGGUUUAGAUGUUUCUCAAUUGAAGAUCUUCAACACACCCUCUGCUCGUCCUAACAUUCAUUAUGAGAUUAGAUAUCUCGAAGAUUAUGCUGAAGACCCAUUAUGUCCAGAAGACUUCCAGGUGGACGACCUUGUCUCCUGGCUGGACUCCAUCAAGACUCGGCGGGAGGCCAGAUUCGGUUCGGCUGCUGCUAAUCUCUCUCCCAUAUCAGGAAUCGUGUACGUGAACUAUCGUGCAACCUCGGUGGAUCUAGCCAACAAGCUUUCAGAGAGAAGCGAUUCCGUCAACGCUGUGGCUUAUCAUGCUGGUCUUUCGAGCGAAGACAGAACCCGUAUUCAGACAAUGUGGAUGUCCCCACAAACACAUUCAGAAAACCCAGACAAACCAAAUCCAGCAUUCUCCAUCAUUGUGGCAACUAAUGCAUUUGGCAUGGGUAUCGAUAACCCCGACGUCCGUUUUGUCGUCCAUUGGACCCCCUCUCGAAGUUUCGAAGGUUUCGUGCAAGAAUCUGGUCGCGCAGGCCGCGAUGGCCGCGCCGCCGCAUCACUCGUUUACUACAACACCCAAGAACGCGAUAGGGUUCUCGACCAUCUUGAAAAGGACGUCACAAAAGCCAGAAAUCGGGCCGGCGUAAGCAAAGGCCAACCGGGGAACGCUGACCACCGAGCAAAUCUCCAAAGCCACAAAGCCCGACUAGAGAGCUUCCGGAACGUGGUCCGAUAUUGUGAAUCCACGACCCGGUGCAGACAUGAGAUCAUCAAGGAAUUCUUCGGUGACUUCGAACUGGAACAGAUGGGCUCCCAGGUCCCACGCAACGAAGGAGAUGCGCCGGAGUCAUCAUCCCCAUGCGAUUUCGCCUGCGAUUUUUGUAAAGAAGGCCGGAGUGCUCUGGCCAUACGCAAGGCGAAAAUGGUUCCUCCAAGUAACCCGGAUGGUUUUAUCGAGAUGAGCUUUCUCCCUUAUAUGCAAUUUUUGUUUCCAAACGGGUUUCGUUAG
Messenger RNA from Aspergillus wentii DTO 134E9, 1670 nucleotides. RefSeq names its product putative RecQ family helicase RecQ. Gene Ontology annotation, cellular component: cytoplasm; chromosome. The record is from RefSeq and is a predicted model, not a curated record. Gene Ontology annotation, biological process: double-strand break repair via homologous recombination. Gene Ontology annotation, molecular function: nucleic acid binding; ATP binding; 3'-5' DNA helicase activity. Bases 63 to 1670 code for a protein of 535 amino acids. The transcript is spliced from 4 exons. Lineage: Eukaryota; Fungi; Ascomycota; Eurotiomycetes; Eurotiales; Aspergillaceae.